Molecule: messenger RNA, 252 nt
Organism: Aspergillus luchuensis
Lineage: Eukaryota; Fungi; Ascomycota; Eurotiomycetes; Eurotiales; Aspergillaceae
Exons: 2
Coding region: 1-252 (83 amino acids)
Biological process (GO): transmembrane transport
Molecular function (GO): transmembrane transporter activity
Source: RefSeq, a predicted model, not a curated record
AUGAAUGCAUUGGAAGACCAGACCGUCGCCUCGAUGGGUCAAAACCAGAUGCUCUAUAUCCUGGGCUUUGGUGUCACCGCGCAUGGCCUCAUCCUGUGGUGUGUCCUAUACUACCUCCCUCUCUACUUCGAAGCCGUGAAAGACUACACUCCGAUAUUGGCCGGGACCGCCCUUCUGCCACUCACAUUUACACUGUGUCAGAGCGCCAUUACUAUAGGGCUACUGAUUACCCACUGGGGCCGCUACCGCUAG